CAUCGAAGAAGAAGACCAAAACAAAAACAAUAAUUGCAGUGUGGUUGAACGGGAAUUAAAAUGCGGAGAGACUGCUAACAGUGAAAUUUAAAUAAAUAUAUAAAAAGUACAUGUUAAUGCUUGUAAUUAGAAAAUAUGGCAAAUGUGGAAAUAAAAACAGAAAUUAUCGAAGAGGAACAACCACUUCUUGAUGAUAAGACUGAACCCGAAACUAAUGUACAUUCUGUUGAAAUAAAAACUGAGCCAGAUGAUGAUGUGAUACAGGUGGUUGUAGCGACAAGAGACGAAGCAGAUAAGAAAAAUAAACAGUGUUCCAGCUCAGAAGCUAUAGUGGAUUCUGUGUUAAAGUCAGAAAUAGACAUAGAGCCGACACAACUGGAGGAGCCAUGUGAAAAAUAUGAACAGAGUUGCAGCUCAGAUAAGACUUUAAAAAUCGUACACAUCUCGAGGGAGGAUAUUGAGCCUACGAUUGUUGGCGAGCCUACAAAAUUAUACGACAUUCAGAGACUGCGAAAUUUCGGUAAUGUUCCCUUCGUCAUUAAGCGAAUGGAGCCACAGGAUUUCUCAAUUACCUAUACAAAGGCGGUGAGCAGCGUUGAAACCAUAUUGGAACAGCUCCGACGCAACCAAGUGCCAAAUGGCAUCGGCAUUGCAUUGCGCAUUGCUAAUCAUACGCCAUCGUCAUGCCUUCUGAUUCUAUCCAUACUUAAUCACAAAUGCCAUUUCUACAGCAACGACAAACUGAUCUUGUCCAAGGCCUUGCAUUGGCAAAUGUGUUGUGCUGGCAUCGACUACCUCAUUGUUAAUGGUUACAUGCCAGUGGGUGCUGUGUACUUUGAGUAUCUCGACAGUUUUCUCGUUUUUAAUGAGGAGUACAAGCUCUUCAAACUAAAGCACACGAGCAAGGAUCCUCCAAUUGAGGCUAAGGCUCCUUUGCCCGCCAACAUGUGCUACACGAUUACCACAACGGGUACUACGGGAACACCCAAAUUGAUACAUGUUCCUUAUGAAUGCAUUGCACCCAAUAUUGUGGCACUUAGUCAAAAAUUGAAUAUAUCUAUGGCUGAUGUUAUUUAUCUGGGCACUCCUUGCACCUUUGACCCAUCCAUUGUGGAGCUGUUUCUGGCGCUGCAGAAUGGUUCCGCUGUACUCAUCAGCCACUACACGAUGCGCGAAUCACCGAAGCGCGUCCUAAGUGCCUUGUUCCCCACGAGCAUUACGACUCCCGGAAUCACUGUCUUGCAAAUGACACCAUCGCUGUUUCGACAAUUUGGAGCAAGCGCCAUUAGGGAACGGAUAUUAAGUAGCUCAAGUUCCUUACGAGUAUUACUCUUGGGCGGCGAACCAUUUCCGUCUAACGUAGAACUUGCCACAUGGAUGGAACCGCAGAUCUUGCUUCAAAAGCAUAUAUGUAACGUAUACGGCAUCACAGAGAUUUCAUGUUGGAGCAUGAUGCAUGUCCUGAAGUCGCUGCAUUCGCGUGUACCUCUGGGAACGCCCAUUGAUGAUCAGACUGUGCUUGCCGUCCACUACGAAAAUAAGCAGAAGGAGGGAUGUGGGGAGCUUUAUCUGGGAAGUGUAACGCGACGCUGCUAUAUACCCCAAGUCGAUGAUAUGGAUAAGAAAAAUGCUUCCAUUUGCUAUCGUGCCACAGGCGAUCUGGUGCGACGUUUUGAUGAUGGCUCUAUUUUUUAUGAGGAGCGAGCCAACGAUGUGGUAAAGCGAGCAGGAACUCGCAUUAGCUUAGGACUCAUAACACGCAAGAUUGAGAAAUGCUUACACAGCAGCGAAUUAGCCGCCUGUUUGUGGCAAGAGGAGUUGCAGAAGCUCAUCUGCUGUAUACGAUGUUUUGAACCAAAGACCAAGGUGCAACAAAGGGCGCAGACCUUUGACAUACUGUCCAAGUUGGCCUGCGCUGAGCAACCCGACAGAUUCGUGUACCUACAGCAUUUUCCAUGCGAUGCACAUGGAAAGCUGGAUAAGAAACUGCUACUCAAGGAAUGCACACUUCUGGCUCAACCCGCUCAAGACAUACUCAAAAGUUUUCUACAUGAUCGGCUCGAGUGCGUGGAUACGCUGAAUGAGAGAUUUGCAAAGAAGCAACGCUUAGAUAUUAAUGCGACUAAUAAUCCCAGUGGUUAUGAUCUGAGCUUUCGCCAAGCUGGCGGCACAUCUUUUCAUGCCAUCACCCUGUGUCGCGAAAUUGGUCUGCAGAUGUGCAUUGACGAUGAGCAACGACAUUUGUUCGAGUUGCUGCUCGACGAAAACGUGCCGUUGCGUGUUGUGCUGAGCUUCUUGGAUACGGCCAAGCUUGUUACUCACAAUACCAAACUGAAGCCUGUCGAGCCGCCUUUAGACGCAAUACCUGCGGCAACACCCAGCUGCAGUCGGGCUUGUGGCCUGGUCAUCACACGCGUCGAACAACCGGCAAUUCACUUUCAGUACCAUUGGAAGGUUAAUUUUAGCAAAUGCGUUGAUUCACCUGUGGCACAAUACGAGGGCCGAUAUGUGGCUGUGGGUGCCCAUUCAAAGAUACUGCGCACACUUGACGCACUGACGGGGCAGGAGCAGAGUACUUUAAGGCUACCGGAUCGCAUCGAGUGUAAAGUUACAUUCCUGAGUGAACAGCUGGCCAUGGUGGGCUGCUAUGAUGGGUGCCUCUAUGGUUUCAACCCGCUGACCGGUGAAAUGGUUUGGAAUAUAGAUAUUGGUGGAAUGAUUAAAGCUCAACCGUUUCUAUCGGAGGACGGAGCACGUAUUGUGAUCUGCAGUUAUGCCGAGGACUACAAUGUCAUGUGUCUAUCGACGGAGCGACAGCAGGUGCUGUGGUGCAUGCGUAUUGGCGAGAAGGCCAUCUUCGCCAGUCCCUUGGAGCUGCCCAGGCAGCAGGCAAUCAUUAUUUGUACCUUGGAUGGUGGCUAUACGCGCGUCUCUCUACUGGAUGGUUCUGUUCAAUGGGCCAAAAAAUGUAAGCAACCCAUGUUUGCGUCCCCGGUUCUGCUCGAUCCCAAUACAUUCGCUUGUGCCGAGGUGAAUGGCCAGGUGCAUGCUUGCAAUGUGAACAGCGGCAAGAUUUUGGACUCCUAUGCGGCAGAGGGCAACAUAUUCUCUGCGCUCGUUGUCAGAUCGCCGCCAACGCAUAUGGGACAUACUUUUGUGCUUUUUGGCUGCAUUGAUCACCACGUCUACUGUCUGCGAUGCAAAACAACUGCUGGGAAGAGUGCCUCCUUUGAGCUUCACUGGAAGGUUGAUGUAGGAGCUUCAGUCUAUGCUACGCCCACUAUACUGAAAAUAGAGCCUAAUGGCUUUUUGGUAUUUUGCUGCGCCACGGACGGACGUGUAGUGCUGGCCAAUCUGAGCAAUGGCCAGAUACAGUGGUCCGACAAGCUUCCCGGAGAACUGUUUUCUACACCAUGUUACAUUGAAAGCCUAAGGCGUAUUUAUCUGGGAUGCCGUGAUAACUAUUUGUAUUGCUUAGGCAUCUAAAAUAAACAUUCGCAUUGAUCAAGCAAUGAUUAGUUAAGCCAAUCAUCCACCACUUCUUUAUUUGGAAACGGAAAUUUAACUUGGAUAAUAAUCACAAUAAUUAGCUGUUGCUUUGAUCUCUUCAUGUGUACGAUGGAAUCGGUCUAGAGCAGUUUCAUGUGAUGUUUCAUUCAUUCGUCUGCACUCGCUGCAACAGGAUGUCCACGACACUGAUUCCAUUAAACCAUCUACCAACGGAUGCUCUUCGUUUUUGUCUGUCUUCAUUUCAAUGAGCUCACAUGCCUGCGAUGAAGCACUCAAAUCGUUUAAUUUAUUCGCGGCCAUUUGAUCCAUUGCUCGACGCAAACGAUUGGUAAGCCGGGGGGCCUUAUAUAGUGCAAUAAUUGCUUUCAUACUACGUGUUUUCUUUCGUUUCUGCAAUAUUUUCUGUCUGCGCUCAGCCUUUUGUUUUCCGGCAAGACUUUGCAAUUUUUCUACUCGAAUUUGCGCCAAUUUACGCUCCGUUGCUGUCAGUUU
Molecule: messenger RNA, 4002 nt
Organism: Drosophila sulfurigaster albostrigata
Lineage: Eukaryota; Metazoa; Arthropoda; Insecta; Diptera; Drosophilidae
Gene: Aasdh
Product: beta-alanine-activating enzyme
Exons: 6
Coding region: 136-3486 (1116 amino acids)
Biological process (GO): amino acid activation for nonribosomal peptide biosynthetic process
Molecular function (GO): protein binding
Source: RefSeq, a predicted model, not a curated record